GUUUACGGCUGCGCGGAGCUUUGGGGGAGGAUGGGAACGGGGCUGAGCUGGUCCGGGUUCGGGAGCUGGGCGGGCGUCAGACAAAUCUAGUUGGGGGGCAGGGAGACUUAGGAAAGUGAAGGUUCCGAGGUGGGGGAAACUCCUCUGAAUGAAAUCGGAGAAUUGUGGUCUGGAGAGAGCCGGACGCCGAGUCGGAGCAGGAAGGGGGACUGAGGGAGGAGAGCUUGAGCAUUGAAAAAACUCCAUUGCUGUGAAACUGGGUGCCUCCAGUACUUGCAGCCUUAGCUGCAACUGCUUGGCAGUUCACUAGGUAGGAGAGGUCCUGCAGUAUUUGAAAGAUGGAGCUCAAGUCACGUUCUGAUACUGAAGAGCUCCCUCAGAUAACUGUGGUGAGCAGAGCUGAAGCUGUGCGUUCCAAACUCAUUGACACCUUUUCUCUCAUCGAUCAUUUGCGAGGCUUGAGCCAAGCUGUUCCGAGGCAUAAUCUUCGAGAAUUCCUUGAUCCUUCCCGACAAAGAAAACUGAUGCAAGGAGAUCACCAUCAGCUGGUUCGCUUCAGUGUCAGGCCUACUCAUGACCGAAUCCUUUAUGGCCAGAGGCAACAGUGUCGACUCAGAGUGCGCUACAAUCGGUGGGCCCCCAUUUCUCUCUGGGCUGGCUGGGUCCUUGAAAGACCUUUCUUUACAAACCUCAUCAUCUUCCUCAUCUUUUUGAAUACUAUUUUACUCAUGAUUGAAAUAGAGUUAGUGAAUACUAAAGAUGUCAAAAUGUUGCCAGUAAUGCUGGCUCUGGAGGUGGCAUCUUGGUUCAUGUUGCUUAUCUUCAUCCUGGAGAUCCUUCUCAUGUGGCUGUACAAUUUCUUCCUCUUUUGGAAAAGUGCCUGGAAUAUCUUUGACUUGUUUGUCACCAUAUUGUCAGUGCUUCCUGAGGUGGUGGUACUCUCAGGGGUCUCAACUGAAGCAUUGUGGCUGCAGUUGUUACGUAUCUGCCGGGUGCUGAGGUCACUCAAACUCUUUACACGGUUCGGUCAAAUUCGAGUCAUCAUCCUAGCUCUCGUCCGGGCUCUUAAGACUAUGACCUUCCUCCUGGUGCUGUUGCUCAUUUUCUUCUACAUUUUUGCUCUGACUGGUAUCUACUUCUUUGAAAAUUAUACCCGAUCAGACAUCCAGGACUUGGAAUACCAGACAUACUUCGUUGAUAUGCCCAACUCCCUGGUGACAGUGUUCAUCCUCUUCACCCUGGAUCACUGGUAUGCACUGCUUCAGGAUGCCUGGAGAGUUCCUGGACUAAGUAAAACAUUCAGUAGUAUAUAUGUUAUCCUCUGGCUGUUGCUUGGCUCCAUCAUCUUCCGCAACAUCAUAGUAGCUAUGAUGGUUACUAAUUUCCAGGCAAUUAGGAGUGAACUAUGGGAGGAGGCAACACAUUUGGCAGUGCAGCACAAAGCCGACAUAUUCAAACGCCAGAUCAUCAAAAGUAGGAGACAUCACCAGAGAGAUGGAAAAGCGGGGUCCAAAGGUUCUGGGACUAUCCAUGUGAUACCCAAUACCUCUCAUCAGUUUCCAAAUCCACCUGUAAGUGAUAUGACUUAUCCUGAAAAUGUAACCAAGACAACUGUCCCAAAAGAUGCCCCAUCUGCUCAAGAAAACCUAUUGAGCGCUGAUAGCCCAGGCCUAGUGGACUGGGAGACUCAUGUGCACCAGAAUCUCCCUGGGCUGAUGGAAAUGGACCAGGAUGAGCGGGUGGUUUGGCCCCGAGAUUCACUCUUUCGAUAUUUUGAAUUGCUAGAAAAGCUUCAAUACAACAUAGAGGAACGUAAACAGCUACAAGAUUUCGCAGUUAAGGCACUGAUAAACCUGGAAGAUAACUAAAAGACAACCUCUGAUAGCUGCAAUAAUGUCAUAGGCCAGAAGAAAGAUGGAAAAAGGAUUACUUGAAAGAAGAUGGUAGCAGACAAAAGAUGUUUGAAUAAAGUUAUCUGAAAGUUC
This is a messenger RNA of Sarcophilus harrisii (Tasmanian devil), 1985 nucleotides long. It is a transcript of the gene CATSPER2, whose product is annotated as cation channel sperm associated 2. The transcript has 14 exons. The record is from RefSeq and is a predicted model, not a curated record. Gene Ontology annotation, biological process: sperm capacitation; monoatomic ion transport; transmembrane transport. The coding region runs from base 339 to 1868 and encodes 509 amino acids. Gene Ontology annotation, molecular function: calcium-activated cation channel activity. Lineage: Eukaryota; Metazoa; Chordata; Mammalia; Dasyuromorphia; Dasyuridae. Gene Ontology annotation, cellular component: membrane; CatSper complex.